Messenger RNA from Symbiodinium necroappetens, 368 nucleotides. The record is from the annotation of a GenBank genome assembly. Lineage: Eukaryota; Dinophyceae; Suessiales; Symbiodiniaceae.
AUGGGGUUGAUGGAGCAACAGUUGCAGGACUAUGCUUGGUGGAGAAGCGCGUUCAACAAGGAGAAGAAGAGCCCUUGCAAGGAAGAUCGAGGUGCGAUCAACGGCUGCCUGGGUUUCGACCUGGCAGACAUCCUGGAGCAGGGCCGAGGCCCUGGCCUCGCUUCCAGCUUCGUGGAGGCACCGGAGCCGGAGGAGAAGGACCAGCAGCUGAGCGUCCUCUGCGAAGAGAGGCGCUUCACCUUGAUGAGGGACAACAAACCGCUGCUCGUGGCCGUGCCCGUUGAAGGCCUCGGCUUUGACAUCUUCCUCCCCAAAGAGGAGGGCCCCGCGAGCGACGCUGCCGCCUUCCUGCUGCGCUGCAGCCCGAA